GACAUGGACAGUACCAUCUGGAGCCCCAUGACCAACGCCACUGCUGCACCCCUUGCGGCCCACGAGCGCAUCCGCAAUGCGGCCGACAUUUCUGUCAUCAUCAUCUACUUUGUGGUGGUGAUGGCUGUCGGGUUGUGGGCUAUGUUUUCCACUAAUCGUGGGACUGUUGGAGGCUUCUUCCUGGCAGGACGAAGUAUGGUAUGGUGGCCGAUUGGAGCAUCUCUCUUUGCCAGUAACAUUGGAAGUGGCCACUUUGUGGGGCUGGCGGGGACAGGAGCUGCUACAGGCAUCGCCAUGGGAGGCUUUGAAUGGAAUGCCCUGAUUUGGGUGGUUGUCUUGGGCUGGGUAUUUGUUCCCAUUUACAUUAAGGCUGGGGUGGUGACAAUGCCAGAGUACCUGAGGAAACGAUUUGGAGGCAAGCGGAUCCAGAUCUACCUCUCUAUUCUGUCCCUGUUACUCUACAUUUUAACCAAGAUCUCGGCAGACAUCUUCUCUGGGGCCAUAUUUAUCAACUUGGCCAUGGGUCUGGAUCUGUACCUGGCCAUCUGUCUCUUAUUGGCAAUCACUGGCCUUUACACAAUCACAGGGGGCCUGGCGGCUGUGAUUUACACCGACACUUUGCAGACGGCGAUCAUGCUGGUGGGGUCUUUCAUCCUGACUGGGUUUGCUUUCCGCAAAGUGGGAGGGUAUGAUGCCUUCAUGACAGAGUACAUGAACGCCAUUCCAACUGUGAUUACUGAUGGAAACAUCACCAUCAACAAAGACUGCUAUACACCAAGAGCUGACUCUUUUCACAUCUUCCGAGAUCCCCUCAAAGGAGACCUGCCAUGGCCUGGGGUCAUCUUUGGGUUGUCCAUCCUUUCCCUGUGGUACUGGUGCACAGAUCAGGUCAUUGUGCAACGCUGCCUCUCAGCCAAAAACAUGUCUCAUGUGAAGGCCGGCUGUAUCCUGUGUGGGUACAUGAAGCUGCUGCCCAUGUUCCUCAUGGUGAUGCCAGGAAUGAUCAGCCGCAUCCUGUACACAGAAAAAAUUGCCUGCACUGUCCCCUCGGAAUGUAAGAAAUAUUGCGGUACUGAGGUUGGCUGUACCAACAUUGCUUACCCGACCUUGGUGGUGGAGCUCAUGCCCAAUGGACUGCGAGGCCUGAUGCUGUCAGUCAUGUUGGCCUCUCUCAUGAGCUCCUUAACCUCCAUUUUCAAUAGCGCCAGCACCCUCUUCACCAUGGACAUCUAUACCAAGAUCCGGAAGGGAGCAUCUGAGAAAGAGCUCAUGAUUGCAGGAAGGUUGUUCAUCCUGGUGCUGAUAGCCAUCAGCAUUGCCUGGGUGCCCAUUGUGCAGUCAGCACAAAGUGGGCAGCUCUUCGAUUACAUCCAGUCCAUUACCAGUUACUUGGGACCACCCAUAUCAGCUGUCUUCCUGCUUGCUAUUUUCUGGAAGAGAGUCACUGAGCCGGGAGCCUUUUGGGGACUGAUCAUAGGAUUUCUGAUCGGGAUAUCCCGUAUGGUGGCUGAAUUUGCCUAUGGAACUGGGAGCUGCAUGCAGCCCAGCAACUGUCCCACAAUUAUCUGUGGUGUUCACUACCUGUACUUUGCCAUCAUCCUCUUUGUCAUUUCUGUCAUCAUCAUCGUGGUCGUCUCUCUCUUCACCAAGCCAAUUCCAGAUGUGCAUCUCUACCGCCUGUGUUGGAGCCUGCGCAACAGCAAAGAGGAGCGUAUUGACUUGGAUGCAGAAGAGGAGGACAUUCAAGAAACCCCAGAGGAGACCAUUGAAAUAGAAGUUCCUGAGGAGAAAAAAGGAUGCUUCAAGUGGGCCUAUGAUCUAUUCUGUGGCCUGGACCAGCAGAAGGGCCCCAAGAUGACGAAGGAAGAGGAGGAAGCGAUGAAGCUGAAGAUGACAGACACCUCUGAGAAGCCUUUAUGGCGAACAGUAGUGAACAUCAAUGGCAUCAUCCUGCUGUCCGUGGCCGUUUUCUGCCAUGCAUUUUUUGCCUGAGCCUUGCCUUCUGUGGCAGGCCUUGUUCAGGAAGGCCAGACUUUUUACUCUGCCUCCUUUACUUCUAUUCUGUGGUGUUAAGCUGGUGGUAAACCAGCCAGUUGUAAAUUUUGCCCAGUUGAUAAAUGUGUACAGGUGUAAUUA
Odobenus rosmarus divergens (Pacific walrus) is the source of this 2136-nucleotide messenger RNA. RefSeq names its product solute carrier family 5 (sodium/glucose cotransporter), member 1 (gene SLC5A1). Gene Ontology annotation, molecular function: D-glucose:sodium symporter activity. NCBI's taxonomy places the organism in Eukaryota, Metazoa, Chordata, Mammalia, Carnivora, Odobenidae. Gene Ontology annotation, biological process: transmembrane transport; sodium ion transport. The record is from RefSeq and is a predicted model, not a curated record. The coding region runs from base 4 to 1992 and encodes 662 amino acids. The transcript is spliced from 15 exons. Gene Ontology annotation, cellular component: plasma membrane.